Messenger RNA from Pantherophis guttatus, 1034 nucleotides. RefSeq names its product dynactin subunit 3 (gene DCTN3). Gene Ontology annotation, biological process: cytoskeleton-dependent cytokinesis. The record is from RefSeq and is a predicted model, not a curated record. Gene Ontology annotation, cellular component: dynactin complex. NCBI's taxonomy places the organism in Eukaryota, Metazoa, Chordata, Lepidosauria, Squamata, Colubridae.
CGCCCCGGCUCGGAAGAUUCUGAUUGGCUCCCCGGCGCCGGUUGACGGGUGGGGCCAAGAUGGCGGUGUCUGAGGUACAGCAGCUGCAAAGCCGCCUCGACGCCUUGGAAGAGCGGAUGUUCGGGGCCCCCGCCGGAGCCGCGUCCGCGGGGGCCCCCCGGAAAAUAACAGAUGGCUUGGGCAAAGUUCAAGGCGCCUUGGGAAACAUUGCAAGCAAAAGAGAGAGAGUUAAAAUUCUGUUCAAAAAAAUUGAAGACAUCCUCAAAUACCUGGAUCCCCAGUACAUUGACCGAAUGGCCGUGCCAGAUGCCAUGAAGCUGCAGUUCAUAUUGGCAGAAGAACAGUCCAUCAUGGCACAGGCAGCACUUCUGGAACAGGUGAAGAGCCUGCAACCCUAUUUGGACAGCGCACACAUCAAAGCUUCUUCUGAUCAUGCCACCAAGCUCCAGCGACUUUCACAAAUACACCUUCAGCAGCAGGAUCAGUGUGAAGCUGUGACCGAGAACAUCCGGUUACUUCUGGAAAAUUACAACAAAAUGACCCUCCUCCUUUCCAAACAGUUUGUCCAGUGGGAUGAGAUGCUGACCCAGCUGGAAGCCGCAAAGCAGGUGAAGCCCAUACCUGAGUGAAGGCCAGGCUUUGGAAUCCUUCUGUUGGGCUCCAGGUGGAUCUCCUCCUUCAGAUCUCAGAUCUCCCAUGUUAACAGCUCUUGCCGAGGAACUGGUAGAACUCCUGAGCUUCAUCCGGUAUCGUGGUGUCCAGGGGUAUCCAAUCUUGGCAACUUUAGGACUUGUGGACUUCAACUCUGGCUGGGAAAUUCUGGGCGUUGAAGUCCACAUGUUUUGAAGUUGCCCAGGUUGGAGACCCCUGGUGACAUCUAUCUGGAAGCUACGUCCUGACCCUUUGGGGCUAAAUGAUAUCAUCUUUAGAGUUUAAUUUAUUUUUAGUCUUCAUUCAGCCAAUUUGUGAGGAACGCAUGAUUUGUCAAAAUACCUGUUAUUGUGGACCAUAAUAAAAUCCUCAUGAAUCCUCAA